CAGCUCAUCCCUUACCACACACCCUUAGAGGGUUGUUCCUUUCUGGCGUGUGGUGGGAGAGGGCCCACCUUGCCCAAAGCUGCUGUAACCGCCUUGCCUGGGCUGGGUGGGCCAGCCUGGGUGGAGAAGUGGGUCAGCUGGUAGCCAUGGCGACAGCAGCUGCUCCCUGCCAGCCUUCCCAUCUCUUCACCACAAACCUCACCGGAUGAGCUUCUUUGUGUGGUCCAGCAGAGAUGGGAGCCAAGAGGAUGGGACUGGGGUGUGGAGAGUGUGAGUGUGUAUGUGUUCCAGCUCACACAAGGGCCUGCUCCAAGCCGGUGUGUGAGCCCCAGCCUAGGGAGCCAGGCUCCAGACCCUGUCAUCACAUUCCCUCCUCCUGGAAGCCUGCCCUGAUUGCCUUUAUCUCCUUUCCUGAAAACUGGUAUCUCUGUGGAAGUGAGGCAUCGUGCAGAUGCUCUAGGGCUGUGCCGUGGAGAGGGCACAGCCCCCUGUGAUGCGGAACACUACACUCAGAUUCAUCAGCUCGAAUUGCCUGAAGCCCUGCCGCCCUGAGGACCAUGUUUAACGGGGAGCCUGGUCCAGCCUCAGCUGGGGCCUCUAGGAACGUGGUACGGAGCUCCAGCAUCAGCGGCGAGAUCUGUGGAUCCCAGCAAGCUGGGGGUGGGGCCGGGACCACCACGGCCAAGAAACGACGCAGCAGCCUGGGUGCCAAGAUGGUGGCUAUCGUCGGCCUGACCCAGUGGAGCAAAAGCACACUGCAGCUCCCCCAGCCUGAAGGGGCCACUAAGAAGCUGCGCAGCAACAUCCGCCGGAGCACGGAGACUGGCAUUGCGGUGGAGAUGCGGAGCCGGGUGACGCGCCAGGGCAGCCGGGAGUCUACUGAUGGGAGUACCAACAGCAACAGCUCCGAGGGCACGUUUAUUUUCCCCACACGGCUUGGAGCUGAAAGCCAGUUCAGUGAUUUUCUGGAUGGCCUGGGACCAGCCCAGAUUGUGGGGCGACAAACACUGGCCACACCCCCCAUGGGAGACGUGCACAUUGCCAUCAUGGACCGGAGCGGCCAGCUGGAGGUGGAAGUGAUCGAAGCUCGGGGCCUGACCCCCAAACCAGGCUCCAAAUCCCUCCCAGCCACCUAUAUCAAGGCUUACCUGCUGGAGAACGGGGCAUGUGUAGCCAAGAAAAAAACGAAGGUGGCCAAGAAGACCUGUGAUCCCUUGUACCAGCAGGCUCUGCUCUUUGACGAGGGGCCCCAAGGCAAGGUUCUGCAGGUGAUCGUCUGGGGAGACUACGGCCGUAUGGACCACAAGUGCUUCAUGGGUAUGGCCCAGAUCAUGCUGGACGAGUUGGACCUAAGUGCUGCUGUCACGGGCUGGUACAAACUCUUCCCCACAUCCUCUGUGGCUGACUCCACACUCGGAUCCCUUACCAGGCGCCUGUCCCAGUCCUCUUUGGAGAGUGCCACCAGCCCCUCCCCCUCGUGCUCCUAAGGACCUCACUGAGGACAAGAGGCCAGGGGCUGGAGGGGGAAGGGAGCCUGCUGGCCACACUGCCCCCUGUACAUAGUCUCCAUGUCUUUCUGGACCCCUCGCCCUGCUGCAUGCCUGUUGGCCGCUGGGCUUGUCCCAGCUGGUAGUGGAGACUGUAGUGUGUGUUUGUGUGUCUGUGUGUGUGUGUGCGCGUGUGUGACCACAUUUUAUCUGUCCAUUUGUCUGGGUACAGUCAGUCCUGGUGACCACAUGGACUGCAGUCCACACCUCUGUAUCUUGCUGGAAAGAAUCCAAAGGAGCAUCA
This is a messenger RNA of Peromyscus californicus insignis, 1791 nucleotides long. Its product is annotated as regulating synaptic membrane exocytosis protein 3. Gene Ontology annotation, biological process: calcium ion-regulated exocytosis of neurotransmitter; regulation of synaptic plasticity; regulation of membrane potential. Bases 558 to 1487 code for a protein of 309 amino acids. Gene Ontology annotation, molecular function: transmembrane transporter binding; small GTPase binding. Lineage: Eukaryota; Metazoa; Chordata; Mammalia; Rodentia; Cricetidae. Gene Ontology annotation, cellular component: cytoskeleton of presynaptic active zone; presynaptic membrane. The transcript has 8 exons. The record is from RefSeq and is a predicted model, not a curated record.